AGGAAGCCGUGGGUGGCGGGAAUGGGAUUGGGACUGUUCCCUGUGCCAGCUUCAGCCCGUCUUCUCCUGACAUCCCUUUGUCCUGUACUUAUUUUUUCUCCUGUCCUUAUUGACAUGGAUGCGUCUUCUGAUCUCUCUGUCCUUUCCUGGCGUGUAGCUUCUAUGUCUCUUGGAGAACUGUUUCUUCUUUCAGCCAGGCUCCUUCCCAGGUGUGAGGGACACUGUACUCUUUGGUGGGGCUUAGGGCCCUGUAAGAGCAGGGAUAUGAAGUGGGGUGGUUUGGAGUGGGUGUGGGGACCUGAGGCCUCAUUCUCACCCUUGACAAUGUACUGUGUUAAGCCUGUGGAAAGGGGAGACUGGAUAGUGCUUGGCUGUGAGCCAUAGCUCUUUGGUGUGGUAGAUGCCGCGCAUAGAGAACAAGCUGUGACCAGCAUGUCCUCUUGUUCACUUCUUGCCUGGUAGCUUCCUGAUGUACCAUCCAGGUUGGACUUUAUUCCCUGAUUUUCACCAGCUUUGCUCUUCCUCUUGACCCUGCUCUGCAUCCAUUGGGACCACUUCCUUCCCAUCCCCACUUCGCUAGCUCCAGUCCACAGCUGUUGUAGCAGAGGAUGCUAAUGGCCCAGGCUCACUGUAUGUGGUAGUGGUGCGGGGUGGCCUGGGCUCGAGAAUGGGGGAAUUCUAGUGUUCAACCAGGACAGGAAGGGAAAUGCUGAGCUCUGAGAUCUCCUCCCUUUUCCACCCCCAGUUGCCUCCGUUUCCUCCCUCAUUCCUCUCUACUCUCGCCUGGCUUCCUGGCCCCUUUGGUCUGCCUGUGUCCGGUUUCCAGUGACCCGCACCUCCUCUUAUCUCCCUCCUUUCCGUCUUAUUUCUCCAUCCUCUCCUCCCACCCCCCACUUUACUCCUCCCCAGAUUACUAGUUGUUUGUAUAGGGCUGGGGAGAGUUCGAGGUUGGGGCAGGGUGGGGCUCAGCCCCUCUGAGCCUGUGAGUCAGCACUGUCCUCCGGAUUGGUCUCUCUCCUUAGCUCCCCGCCCCCAGGGAGGAGCCAGGCAGCUCUGGGUCCAGCCUGUUCUCUUCUCAGCCAGAGAAGAGGCUCCACGUUGGGCGGGGAUGGGGCCUGAAACUGUCUGGGUCUGAGCUGGGGAGCGGAACCCACUUGUCCCUCUCCCUCCCCAGGACUUCUGUGACUCCUGGGCCACAGAGGUCCGACCAGGCUAAGGGCCUGGGGAUACCCUCUGCCUGGCCCCCUUGCCCAAACUGGCAGGGGGGCCAGGCCGGGCAGCAGCCCCUUUCUCACCUCAGCUAUGGAUCUCCUGCCCCCUAAGCCCAAGUACAAUCCACUCCGGAAUGAGUCUCUGUCAUCGCUGGAGGAGGGGGCUUCAGGGUCCACCCCCCCGGAGGAGCUGCCUUCCCCAUCAGCCUCAUCCCUGGGACCCAUCCUGCCUCCUCUGCCUGGGGACGAUAGUCCCACUACCCUGUGCUCCUUCUUCCCGCGGAUGAGCAACCUGAGGCUCGCCAAUCCGGCUGGGGGGCGCCCCGGGCCUAAGGGGGAGCCAGGAAGGGCAGCCGAUGAUGGGGAGGGGAUCGUAGGGGCAGCCAUGCCAGACUCAGGCCCCCUACCCCUCCUCCAGGACAUGAACAAGCUGAGUGGAGGCGGCGGGCGCAGGACUCGGGUGGAAGGGGGCCAGCUGGGGGGCGAGGAGUGGACCCGCCACGGGAGCUUUGUCAAUAAGCCCACACGGGGCUGGCUGCAUCCCAACGACAAAGUCAUGGGACCCGGGGUUUGCUACUUGGUUCGGUACAUGGGCUGUGUGGAGGUCCUGCAGUCAAUGCGUGCCCUGGACUUCAACACCCGGACUCAGGUCACCAGGGAGGCCAUCAGUCUGGUGUGUGAGGCUGUGCCGGGUGCUAAGGGGGCGACAAGGAGGAGAAAGCCCUGUAGCCGCCCGCUCAGCUCUAUCCUGGGAAGGAGUAACCUGAAAUUUGCUGGGAUGCCAAUCACUCUCACCAUCUCCACCAGCAGCCUCAACCUCAUGGCCGCAGACUGCAAGCAGAUCAUCGCCAACCACCACAUGCAAUCUAUCUCAUUUGCAUCCGGCGGGGAUCCGGACACAGCCGAGUAUGUCGCCUAUGUUGCCAAAGACCCUGUGAAUCAGAGAGCCUGCCACAUUCUGGAGUGUCCUGAAGGGCUUGCCCAGGAUGUCAUCAGCACCAUUGGUCAGGCCUUCGAGUUGCGCUUCAAACAAUACCUCAGGAACCCACCCAAACUGGUCACCCCCCAUGACAGGAUGGCUGGCUUUGAUGGCUCAGCUUGGGAUGAGGAGGAGGAAGAGCCACCUGACCAUCAGUACUAUAAUGACUUCCCGGGGAAGGAACCCCCUCUUGGGGGGGUAGUAGACAUGAGGCUUCGGGAAGGAGCCACUCCGCCCACUGCCCAGACCCCCAGCCACUUGGGAGCUACACUGCCUAUAGGACAGCCUGUUGGAGGAGAUCCAGAAGUCCGCAAACAGAUGCCACUUCCACCACCCUGUCCAGCAGGCAGAGAGCUCUUUGAUGAUCCCUCCUACGUCAACGUCCAGAACCUAGACAAGGCCCGGCAAGCAGGGGGUGGUGCUGGGCCCCCCAAUCCUGCCAUCAAUGGCAGUGCGCCCCGGGACCUAUUUGACAUGAAGCCCUUUGAAGAUGCUCUUCGGGUGCCUCCACCUCCCCAGUCGGUCACCAUGGCUGAGCAGCUCCGAGGGGAGCCCUGGUUCCAUGGGAAGCUGAGCCGGCGGGAGGCUGAGGCACUGCUGCAGCUCAACGGGGACUUCCUGGUGCGGGAGAGCACGACCACACCUGGCCAGUAUGUGCUCACUGGCUUGCAGAGUGGGCAGCCCAAGCAUCUGCUACUGGUGGACCCUGAGGGUGUGGUUCGGACAAAGGAUCACCGCUUUGAGAGUGUCAGUCACCUCAUCAGCUACCACAUGGACAAUCACUUGCCCAUCAUCUCUGCGGGCAGCGAACUGUGUCUACAGCAACCUGUGGAGCGGAAACUGUGAUCUGCCCCAGUGCUGUCUUCCAGAAGAUGCCCUCCAGUCCCCUCCACCCUAUUCCCUAACUCUCGGGACCUCAUUUGGGAGUGUUCUGUGGUCUUGGCCUUGUGUCAGAGGUGGGAGUAGUGUGGACACUGGGUUUUGUAUCCAGCUGAGUGAGAGGGUUUGAGUCAGAAGCCAGGGGGAGAAUCCUACUUCUCCCCAAACAUUAAUCACCAAAGUAUUAAUGUACAGAGUGGCCCCUUACCUGGGCCUUUCCUGUGCCAACCUGAUGCCCCUUCCCCAAGAAGGUGAGUGCUUGUCAUAGAAAAUGUCCUGUGGUGACAGGCCCAGUGGAAUAGUCACCCUUCUGGGUAAGGGGGAACGAAUCACACCUCUGGGCUUCAGGGUACCCCAGACUCCUCUCAACACCCCCCCACCCCCAUGUUUAAAUUUUGUGCCUUUGACCAUCUCUUAGGUCUGAAGAUAUUUUAUGCAAAGAGUUCUUGGGCCCCUGAGUUCAAUGACAGGGAUGCCAACACCUUCUUGGCUUCUGGGACCUGUCUUCUCCUUGCUCAGCAUCCUCUCCGCUUUGGGCUGGGAGAACAGAGGCAGGAGUGGCAGCUGUCCCCUCUCCCUGGGGAUAUGCAACCCUUAGAGAUUGCCCCAGAGCCCCCCUCCCGGCCAGGGGGGAGAUGGACCCCUCCCUUGCUCAGUGCCUCCUGGCCGGGGCCCCUCACCCCAAGGGGUCUGUAUAUACAUUUCAUAAGGCCCGCCCUCCCAUGUUGCAUGCCUGUUGUACUCUACAGCCAAAGUGUAGCCCUUCCUCCUCGAGCCUGUGCCCUGCCUCCCCUUUGGAAUGGGGGGGUGGGGUGACGAAUUUGGGCCCCUUGUACACGUAACUCUCCCAGGUGGAUUUUGUGGAGGUGAGAAAAGGGGCAUUGAAACUCUAAAGCAGUAGACAAUCCCCAAAUACCAUCUGUAGAGUUGGAACUGCAUUCUUUAAAAAUUUUGUAUGCAUAUAUUUUAGGGCUGUAGACUUACUUUCUUAAUUGUUUUCCAUGGCUUAUUCUUGAGCACAAAAUGAUAAUCAAUUAUUACAUUUAUACAUCACCUUUUUGACUUUUCCAAGCCCUUUUACAGCUCUUGGCAUUUUCCUCGCCCAGGCCUGUGGGGUAACUGGGAUCGGCAGCGUUAUCUUUUAGACCAGAGACCUGAGGCAGAUGAAACUGAUUUCCAGAUAGGACUAGAAAAACUUGGGCCUCUUACCGCGAGGCUGAGAGGCAGGAGUUUGCCCGAAUGCCUGUCAGUUUCACGAAGGGGAAAUGCAAAAGCUGCAGGUCCUGGGUACCUCCUACAAGCCACACCAGAGCAAGCCGGCCCCCCUCCUUCGGCCUGCGGAUAAGGGAGAGCUGAUCGUUUUCAUCCUGGCCUCCUUUUGUUGUUGUUUGGAUGUUUCCACGGGUCUCACUUAUACCAAAGGGAAAACUCUUCAUUAAAGUCUGUAUUUCUUCUA
This is a messenger RNA of Callithrix jacchus (white-tufted-ear marmoset), 4525 nucleotides long. It is a transcript of the gene SHC1, whose product is annotated as SHC adaptor protein 1. The record is from RefSeq and is a predicted model, not a curated record. NCBI's taxonomy places the organism in Eukaryota, Metazoa, Chordata, Mammalia, Primates, Cebidae. Gene Ontology annotation, molecular function: receptor tyrosine kinase binding. Gene Ontology annotation, cellular component: plasma membrane. Gene Ontology annotation, biological process: epidermal growth factor receptor signaling pathway; insulin receptor signaling pathway; intracellular signal transduction.